Molecule: messenger RNA, 9543 nt
Organism: Larimichthys crocea (large yellow croaker)
Lineage: Eukaryota; Metazoa; Chordata; Actinopteri; Sciaenidae
Product: serine/threonine-protein kinase WNK1
Exons: 28
Coding region: 770-6718 (1982 amino acids)
Biological process (GO): protein phosphorylation
Molecular function (GO): ATP binding; protein serine/threonine kinase activity
Source: RefSeq, a predicted model, not a curated record
UGGCUCCGGUAAAGUUGUCAGUAUAGAAUAAACGCUAGUGUUUUUUUUUUAAUUUAUAUAUAUAAAUAUAUAUACGCACACAUGUCAACACUGUAGCUGGCUGUCACGGUUAGCUGGAUAUAUUUGAAACAGCCGUGACGUGGUGAGUCAGUGACCGUUGGUGUGGUUAACGUCUCGCUGGUUAACGAUCAGCUAACUAGCUCCGUGCUAGCCGCUGUCGUUAGCGAGCUAACAAAGGGCCGUUGCUCCUCCUCGCUUUGUAUGCUCGAUGUUGCAUUUUCAAAUAACUGUGGGGUUACUUAUGAAGAGGAAAUAGUGAAACUGGAUUGGUGCACACUCCGAGUGUCUGGCCACCCUGCCUUUGCCUGCUAUAGGAAGUUUGGUGCCUGUCGUAGGCUGUGCACGUUAGUUCCUCACCAGUGAGUCCUUAUGCUUGAUAGAAGCUGCACCUUGUGUCUUACAGAAUGGAUGGUGUGGACUUAAAGAGACUCGUGUGUCAACAUCAGCAAUCUGCGUUCUGCUGUGGUGUUCAUUCUUUUACCAUUUACAGGAGAACACCUCCCAUCCUACACCUCCACUCUCUGCACUAUAUAUAUAAAGACCAUCUUUAAGCAAUAAAAAGACAGAUAGAAGUUGCAAAACUUUCUUCUUUUUUUUUUUUUUCUUUUUAAAGCGCACGGGUAGAUACUGCUUACAUGGCCGACAUGGAAGUAUCCUUAUUUUAAUUUUUCAGUUAUAGUACCCCCUUACUCUUAGUGUGGGUGGUGGGAUGUCGGAAAAGCCAGACGACAAAAUGGUGAAGUUCCUGGCUCCCCCCCAGAAGAGUGGAAAUGGCCCCAGUUCUGGUUCAGAUUCGAUGGUGAGUGAAUGCCGGCCAACAGAAGUGAGACGCCGGCAUCACACCAUGGAGCGUGAUCGAUGUAAUCCCGAACACCGUUUCUUCCGCCGUAGUGUCAUCAGUGAUUCCAAUGCUACAGCAUUAGCCCUACCUUUACCCAGCAAGAUCCCCAUCCCUGCACCUCAGCGGGUUCAGCUACGAGAAGUAGUCCCCCAGCGGCAACAAGCUGCUGCUGUUGCUCAUUUACCACGGACUGAACCGAGUUUAGCUAAAGAUGAGGAGUCUGUUAAGAAUGGAAGAGGAGGAGAAGGAGAAGAAGAAAGAAAGGAUAUAGAAAUAGCCAAGGUGGAUGUAGUGCCUUCAGUGCAGGAGCCUGUCAUUGUUGUACAAGAAAUCUGUGAUGGGGAGGUGGUGAUAGCAGCCAACGCCACACCAUGCUUAGGAACCGAAUUGCCAAGACAAACAGAACCUGAAAGCAUCGCUGAUGUGAAGGUACCUAAUGAAGAAGAGGGGGACGAAGAUAAGGAUGCCAAGGCACGAGCAGAGGCAGAGCAGAGAGAAGCUGAGAAAAAGGAGCUGGACGACAUCGAAGAGGCAGAGACCAAAGCAGUAGGGACAUCACCAGAUGGGCGUUUCCUAAAGUUUGAUAUAGAAAUUGGACGUGGCUCCUUCAAGACCGUCUACAAAGGCUUGGACACUGAGACCACAGUGGAGGUGGCCUGGUGUGAACUGCAGGAUCGUAAGCUGACAAAGACAGAGAGGCAGCGCUUUAAGGAGGAAGCAGGAAUGUUGAAGGGACUACAGCAUCCCAACAUUGUCCGCUUCUACGACUCCUGGGAGGGACCCUCCAAAGGCAGGAAGUGCAUUGUACUGGUCACUGAACUCAUGACUUCUGGCACACUUAAAACAUAUCUGAAGCGGUUCAAGGUGAUGAAAAUUAAAGUUCUGCGGAGCUGGUGUAGACAAAUCCUCAAGGGACUCCACUUCCUUCAUACUCGGGCUCCCCCCAUCAUCCAUAGGGAUCUUAAGUGCGACAACAUUUUCAUCACAGGCCCGACAGGAUCCGUCAAGAUUGGAGACUUGGGACUGGCCACACUCAAGCGUGCAUCAUUUGCCAAGAGUGUUAUAGGUACCCCUGAGUUCAUGGCGCCUGAGAUGUAUGAGGAGAAGUACGACGAGUCAGUGGAUGUGUAUGCCUUUGGAAUGUGCAUGCUGGAGAUGGCCACCUCAGAGUACCCUUACUCAGAGUGCCAGAAUGCUGCACAGAUCUACCGCAGAGUUACCAGCGGGGUGAAGCCGGGCAGCUUCGACAAGGUAGCCAUUCCUGAAGUGAAGGAGAUCAUCGAGGGAUGUAUUCGCCAGAACAAGGAUGAGAGGUAUUCAAUCAAGGACCUUCUGAACCAUGCCUUCUUCCAGGAGGACACAGGGGUGCGUGUGGAGUUGGCAGAAGAGGACGAUGGAGAGAUGGUGGCUAUUAAGCUGUGGCUGAGAAUUGAGGAUGUGAAGAAACUGAAGGGAAAGUACAAAGACAACGAAGCUAUUGAGUUUUCUUUUGACCUCAACAAAGAUGUCCCAGAGGAUGUGGCUCAGGAAAUGGUCGAGUCUGGUUAUGUGUGCGACGGUGACCACAAGACUAUUGCGAAGGCCAUUAAAGACAGAGUGUCUCUAAUCAGUCGCAAGAGAGCACAGCGGCAGCAGGUCAGAGAAGAUCAGGAGAAGAGAAGGAUAGAAGAAGAACAGCAGAGUCAGAUACCACCAGCACAACCACCAGGCCAACAGUCAAGCACGGAGGUGCCUCAGUCUCAGCCAGUGCCACAGCCGGCUUCGUACGUCCCUCCACAACCAAACCAACACAGCACACAGAUGUCUGCCCAACCUGCAUCUCAGCAGAGCCUUCAGAGCUCCAACUACAGCACUUCUCAAUCAACCCAACUGACUGGCAUGGCACAGGGGGUCCCUUAUGUCCCCCACUCAACAGGGCAAGUCCCAGUUUUGGUUCAGGGUCAGAGCGUGGCUACCAUUCAGCCAGAGUCGGAGGAGCCCGAGUCUGAACACCAACAACUACAGCACACUGGAGGAGCCAGUCACAUGGGAGACAGACCACCCGGUUCCUCCAUCCUUCCCGAAGCCCAGCCUCCUCAGCCUGGAAUAUCUUACAGCUCCCCUCCCAGUCAGCACCAUCAGCCCCCGGUGUCAUGCCCGCAGACACAAAAUGACCAAACGCAACAGCAGCAGUUGUCAGUGGUUCAACCCCAAAUACAAGGUGUCCAGCCUGAAGUUGUUCCUGUUGCGCCCAGCAACCAGCCUGUUCCAGUUGCACCUUCACAGUACGGAGUUUACUACCAACCAUCGCUUCCCCCUCAGAUUCCCACCCAGCAAGUGAUGAUACCCCCAUCCUCUCAGUCGUCUCCCCCUCAACAGCAGCCUCAGCCAGAGAGCAGCAGUACUCAUCAGAGCUCUACUUUACCACCGACACAGACUGGAGCUCAGCAGCUACAGGCCCCUGUGAGUGUUCCUCAGUCAACACCAGUGGAGCAGCCAGCAGUUCCCACUGCUCUGGUGCCACCAUCUGUAGAAAGCUGCCUGUCAGAUGCAGCGUCAGGUCUUAGUGACGGCAACGACGGAAGCUCGACAUCAGGCGGUCGCCACGAGGGGCGCUCACUGAAACGUCACCAGCGCAGAUCCGUACGCAGUCGCUCCCGCCAUGAGAAGACCACAAGAGCCAAGCUUAAUGUUCUCAGUAUCUCUAAUGUGGGAGACAGAGUAGCAGAGUGCCAGCUGGAAACACACAACAGGAAGAUGGUGACCUUUAAAUUUGACCUUGAUGGUGAUAAUCCAGAGGAGAUUGCACAGAUCAUGGUUGCGAGCGAGUUCAUCUUGGAGAGUGAGCGAGAGUCCUUCAUCGAUCAGAUCCGUGAGGUCAUAGAAAUGGCUGAUGAGAAAGGAGAAGGCAUGAAGGAGGGUUUUCCUCAGAUGAGUGAUCACCAACAACAGCCUGAAUUGUCUGUUCCCAUGCUGCCAGGCAUUUCUCCGAGCACUACAGCUCAGGUGGUGCAUUCAGCAGGACGAAGGUUCAUAGUCAGCCCAGUGCCAGAGUCCCGUCUUAGAGAGCAGUUCUUUGGUGCUCCUUCUGCUAAUACCUCCUUUGGAGAUGAACACGCUACAGCUCCCUCCGUGACAUUGGGUCUUUCUCUGUCAGCUCCAUCUGGGAUUCUCCAGCAGGCCUUCAGUAAAAUUAGGGAGGCUCGUCUAGAAAGAGGCAACACCCUUGACCCCCCUGCUGCUGAGAAAGAAUCAGGCGCUGUCCCGUUCACUGAAGCUGGAGUCGGACCAAGCUCUAACAAUAUCCUCGCUCCUCCGGAGGCUGUAGCUCCUACCGCAAGCGCUACUUUUCCUGCUGGGUCCCUCUCCUCUACUGCAACACCUUCACCACCUCCCUCGGUUGAAAGGGUUUCCCCUCCACCUCUAUCCACUCAGUCACAAUCUCCAGCCCCUGUCACCAGUGAUCCCAGUCCACCCCCUCAGUCUUCACAUGAAACAGCCCCUGUACCACAUCCACCAGCUGCCAACAUCCCUUCCUCAUCUUCUACUAUUUCUCCUCCAUCAGCGCAGACCUCCGUCCCCACAGUACCCGGGCCUCAGUUGAGCAGUACUUCUAUCUCUUCUGUCGCUAGUGUUACAUCCAGUAGUACCGGCAGUGUCCCAGCUUCAGAGCCGCAGCCUUUUAAUAGUGCUGUUACGUCUUCUCAGCCUAUAAGUUCCUCCAUCCAUGCACCACAGCACACAACCUCCCAGCCUGUUCCCAUCUCCACUCAACCCCCUCCACCCACCUCAUUACCCAGCCAGAGCCAGGUCCAGCCACAGCCAGUGGAGUCAGAGGGGGCUGAGCUCCAGACCAAGAACGCUGGUAGAGAUGAUAUCCAAGCUUUAGAUAAGAAGCUCCGGUCACUCUUUAAAGACCAGAGCUCUGCCUCAUCCUCCACAUCAGUGGAUCCCAGUCAGAACACAGGCACCUCCUCUCCACCCACUGGUACUUCUUCCCCUCCGCCCGGAGCCGCCCUUGUGCCCCCGACAAACCUUCCCCUCAAUUCUGGGGUGCAGGGUGUCUUGGGCCCCACAACCACCCCGGGACAGGGUAUCACCCCGGCAGGACAUGCACACACGCCUCCAACUAAGCCCAGGGCACAGACUUUACCUACUGGUUUCGAUCAAGCUGCUACACCUCCUUCCGACCUUGUACCACCAUUUCCUGGACCAAAUCAGUCACAGCAGCCUCUGGGUAAUUUGGAUGCUGAGUUGAGGAGAGCUCUGAGCCCAGAGACUGUUCAGGGGGGUAACAGAGCCCAACCCCCAGCAGCAGAUUUCACUCUUGGACGUUUCCAAGUGUCUGUUGCCACUGAUGAUGCAUCCAGCGCUGUUCCAGAUCCCUCCAGCAUUGUUUCCUCUUCUUCGUUAACGCCGUCCUCUACCUCUACGUCCUCCUCCUCUUCCUCCUCCUCUUCCUCUUCAUCCUCCUCCCCCUCAAGUCCAGAAAAUACUCUCCACCGGUCAUCGUCUCUGGCCAAAGGAGUUUAUGAAAACGAUGCUGUAAAUGGAGCCUCGUCCCUCUCUGCUGGUCCUGCUAGCCAGUCCACCACUAUUGGGCGUUUUCAAGUGUCCACAAACACGAAUGCCACAUCUGGGUCAACCGCUGGCUCUAAAGUAGGACGUUUUUCCGUCACAGUAACCCCAGCUCCAGCAGCAGGCUCCAGUCCAUCACAUGGCUCCAGUCUACAGAACGGACCCUCAUCCUCAACCUCCGAUCCUCAUAACACACAUGUCCAUGACAGCAGUGACAAUGACGAUGACUCCGGGACUGAGGAUGAAGCUUUGCAGAAAGAAAUUAGCCGUCUUAGAGAAAAACAUAUGAGGGAGAUCCAGGCCUUGCAGUCCCGCCAGAAAGAUGAGAUAGCGUCUCUGUUCACUCGGAUGGGAAAACCUCCUCCUCCUCCCUCUGUCCUCUCUCCCGCUGUGGCAAUGGCUGGAGGUCGACGGCGGCGCAAAAGCCACAAAUCUGCUCGCAAUAGUGGACAGCCCAGCCCCAUACACUCUGGAUCCCCAGCCUCAUCUCAUGGUUCACAGUCCUCUCCAAAGCAAAGUUCACCCUCUACAGCAGAAGCUUCAGAAACUGCAUCAGAGGCAUCACAAACAGCUGGCAGAUCAUCCAUACAGCAGCUCAGAAACUCUCCAUCCAUGCCCAGCCUCAGUAGCUGCUCCACAGGAUUAAGUGGGACCAGCACCACAAAUGGUUCAGGCCACUGUCAGAACCACUCUACUUCCCUAACCCAGGCGACUGGACCUAUUCCCUCUGCCGCUCACACCCAGAAGGGCAAGGGCACCUUCACUGAUGACCUGCAUCAACUGGUGGAUAACUGGGCCAGGGACGCCAUCAGCCUCUCCCAGUGCAAGAGAGGUCCUAAAACUGGAGCGCAGGCAGCACUGGGACAUGAUAUCAUCCCUCCAGCCAACAUGGGUCGUAAAUUCUCAGCUCCAGGGUAUCUCUGCCCAACACUUCCCACGCCUUCAAACACCACGUCCACCACCACCAACACUCAUCUCCCCAACCCAGCCAAUCCCUCUGUCCCUGUGGGGCCUCGUAAAGGCUCUCUGGGCCCGGUCGCCCAGGGGUUUGGAUAUGCCUCGCCCCCGUACAGCGCUCCUCAGUGGGCAGGACCCACAGGCACAUGCCAGGUCAGCAUGCUUAACCCCGCACAGCCACUAACACAGUACCAGCCGCCUACGACAGCGUCGGUGUCCCUGCACCAAGGCUACCACAUGGGAACCACACCAGCCCCCCAGAAAUCAGUCACCCCCGGAGGGUCCAACCUGAGGCCUACGUAGCCCAGUCAGAGCCCUGGGCCAGGCUGAGACAGAGGGCCACAUGGGGCGGAGAGAGCAGACAGUCUUUCAGCGGGAACCACUAGCUCUCGUUUGCUGAUUAGCUGGCGGGAUGUUGUGCUUUUUAUUUUUAUUUCAACUUUUAUUAUUAUUAUGUGUUUUUGGGGAGGGUUUCUGAGUUGACCUGUGUGGUUCAGGUCCUCUCAGGAAGAACGAAAUCUGUCUGGCAAUUGGAGGGAGAGUGCAAUACACAUCCACAGCAUAAAAGUCUCAUACUUAGCCUGCCAUUAGCUGUGGAAUCGAGCUGUGACGAGUCGGUUGGUCGUGUCCGGUGACGUAACGGCACAAAGGCAUAACCAACAGCAGCCAAAGAUGUCUUCUGAGAGCAGACAUUGUAAUGUCGUCAUUCCUUUAAAGAGGAGGAGGCGGAGGUGGAAGUAGGAGGGAUUCUGGUUCACAUCCUUUUGACUUUGACGCCGAGCUGGGAGUGAAGAUACACCGCAUGUAUACCCCACGUGUGCACGCGCACACACACACGCGCGCGCGCCUGACUAAACAUUAAUCUGGUUGAGUGACUCGGGAUGGUACUGUAGGUAAAGUAGUCUCAGAGAGCGAGAGGGGGGUGAGCGUACUAGAAAGUGGAGAUAAAAGUGGAGUGUUAGGUGGAAAAGUAAAGUUUGUCUGGUGACAGGAGAAGAAAGACAUAGUAAGUUAGACAGGAGGUUGCAGUAUGAACACAUCCCAGUGGCUACCUAUUAAGUAAAAUGCAAUAAUGGCAAAGAGUAGAUAUACUGUCCCUUGUAACUGUGGCCUUAAUCCCCAAACACAUUUAAACAUCGACUGUACAUAGGUAUUUCUUCACUUGAUUAUGAUUCCAUGUUUAGCAUAUUUAUGUCCCUGUGCGAGUCUGGUGUCAUUGUGAUUUGAGUUAUCUCUCCAUGCAGAUUUAUUAACCAUACGGAUUUAUUUUUCACGUCUGAUAUGUAAGCCAGUGGAUCUGCCGUAUUAAAAAAAACAGCGUUGUCCUGGUGUUGACCACCAUUUGGAGUUUGGAUCUUUAAAGAGGUGAUGCUGCUGUAAAAUCACAAUCUGGGUAGGAGGGUGUUCGCAGGGUGUUCAGUUUAUUUCGUUUCUUUUGUUUUUUUAAAAAAACACAAGAAAUAAAUCUUAUUAAGAAUCCCAAUUUGACACAUAAAACCACUUCACGUAGCGCUUAGCAAUUAGAUAUGAGCGGUUCAAACCUGCUUAUCAUAUCAAACUAGAUUUGUUUUGUUUUAUUGCAGUAGUAUUCGUGGAAGCAUAGAGGACAGAUGAACAGGUCGUUAGUGAAGUCACGUCAUAUUAAAUAUCUGCGCUCAUAGCCGUCACUUCUCAAAUCACAAGUGUCUGGGGUUCUCUCUUUCUGUGGUCUGUUUUUGUACGCAUAUAUUUAAUAAAACAAAUGUUCUUUAUGGACCUGUAUUCAGCCAUCAGAUUUUGAUGUUGUUUCACUGUAAUUAUUAUUAAAGGUUGUUAAACAACAUGUAGUUAAAGGAAUAUAAAAAGUGCAAUUGCGGGGUUGUUGUUAUUGGUAUGCUACUCACCAGGCAGGAGUAAUCCUGCGGUUUAUUAAGCUCUUCUAUCUUAUGACUGCCCUGCCCCCUCUUUUUUCUAUUUAAUUGUAUAUAUGUUAAUGUGAGGUAAAUGCUUUCACCUGAAGCUCAGUCACUAGAGUAUGCUUGUGGUGACCCCACUCUACAUGCACACGCACUCUAACCUGUAAACAUGAGGAACACUUUAGUGCCUUGCAUCCUCACUAAUGACAAGUUCCAGACUCAUCUAGUCCUGUAGCUGUGACUGUACUGUAGAAAACCAGUUAAGUAAAAUCCGUACACGGCGUAAACACACAAGCACGUGGCUCCAUACACUGUCACACGGCCAACUCGGGAGGACGUAAACCUCCGAGACGUUAUGGCACCUCACAGGACUGCAGAACAAAGAGCACACUGAGUAAUGUGGAAGCUUUCUUUUUCUCUCUACAGUUACAUUUGUGUUGGUUGUGUAAUCAGCUGUGUAUUUAUAUUUGGCUCAUGCAUUCAUUGGAUUUGGCUGACAUUUGUUUUUGUGGAUUUAUCAUUUUAAUAGAAGCACUUGUUCAGGGCAGCGAUUGAGCUGUAGAAAAGGUUUAAAGGUUGUUGUCGCACCCUUACGCUGGCUCAACUUUUGGUCCUCACACGCCUCUUUACGAGUGCCAUGCUGUCAUUGUGACUCUUUCGCCUGCUCGUAGAUUGGAUGAAUAGUUAAACUUCUCUAGAGAAAAAAUAAGUUACUGCAAUGCAGAAUAUGCAAUGUUUAAAGUUUUAAAGGGACUGAGGGGGUAAUGGAAACAUUUGCAUGCCGAUGAGGGUUGUUACUGACUUCGAUGUUUUUGAUAUUGGAAUAUUAGAGAUCUUUUUUUCUUUCUAUUCUUUGCCUUUGUGAGAGUCAUCACUCAAGUGUUGAUCUGUUGCCAUUCACCAAUAUCACAGGCGCAACUUUGAUAUCAGCGUAUGGUUUCUGCAUGCCAGCUUCACUGAUGUUUAAUCUUACAAAUGACAAACCAACUUGCAACUGGCUACUGUACAGCACAAGUUCUCAACCAAGCUUAAGGUCCAUGUGCUACGAUGCUACUAUCAGUAAUUACCACAGACCUCGGUGCAGUGAUGUACGAGGCCACUGACGCAGUAAUAUCUGUUGAGCUCUUAUUUCUGAUCCCUCCUUACUGACUUCCUGUGAUUCAGUGUCUGUUUUGUGUAUGUUUUUCACAUUGUACAAAAUGUAAAAACAAAUAAAAAUAUCAAUUAAAGCAA